CGGCGCCCCUGGCCACCGAGUCCACCUGGGCUUCCAGAGUUAGACCUUCUCACCCCCUCAUUUCCUCCCUUGGGAGCUGCAAGGUGGCUGGAUUGAUCCCUCUGAAACGGUCCCCCGCCUUCCACAAGAGAUACCCUCCUCCCCUCAUGAAAGAAAAAAAGGUUCCAGUUUCACUCUGUUCCCACAAGUGAGCCCCGCAAACCCUUGGAGCCGAGCGACCUCAUCGCUGCUCAGCAGGGGCUCAGUCUACUGUACCUGGUCACAAACAGGAGAACCAGAAAUUGAUGGAACCACCUGUUCUGAUAAUGAAAGCAACCAAUUAAGAAGUAGGAAAGAGGAAAAUCCAAUUCCCACAAGGAGGAAAAAAGGCAAAAUGGAAGGCAGAUAAUGGUAGAGCAAAACAAAUCUCCAGGUGAUUUUUAUAAACUCCUGACAAUCCAAAUGUAAUACUAGGAAUAAGGAAAGUGAAAUUGUUCCUUUGGCAGAAAAACUUGCAAGAGUGCCUAGAAGUUGUUGAGUCCACCUAGAGGAAAAGCCAUGUCAAUUCAUGGAGAAAAUGUCACUAUGAAGAAUAUUUCACAUGAAAAACUCCUUGGCGGGGAGAAAAGGUAUAACUGUCUGCAGUGUGGAAAGAGCUUCAGAAGAAGGCAGUACCUAAAUAAACAUCAAAGAACUCACACAGGGGAGAAACCAUAUGAAUGCCUGGAAUGUGGGAAGAGCUUCAGUUGGGGAGAUCAACUUAAUGACCAUCAAAGAACUCAUACGGGAGAGAAGCCAUAUAAGUGCAUAGAAUGCGGGAAAAGCUAUAGCCGAAAGAGUGCCCUACGUUUACAUCAAAGGAUUCACACAGGGGAGAAACCAUAUAAAUGCUUGGAAUGUGGAAACAGCUUCACUUGGAAAGAUCAACUUAGUUCCCAUCAAACAACUCACACAGGAGAGAUGCCAAAUAAAUGCACAGAAUGUGGGAAAAGCUUUAGUCGAAGGAGUGCCCUACAUUUACACCAAAGAACUCACACGGGAGAGAAACCAUAUAAAUGCUUGGAAUGUGGAAAGAGCUUCAGACACAGCGGUAGCCUAACUGCACAUCACAGAAGUCACACAGGGGAGAAACAAUAUAAAUGCCUGGAAUGUGGACGGAGCUUUAAUCGCAGUGAUAGUCUAAGAACACAUCAAAGAAUUCAUACAAGGGCAAAAUCAUAUAAAUGCAUAGAAUGUGGAAAUGUCUUUGGUUCCACCAGUAGCUUAAAUAAACAUUGGAGAAGUCACACAGGGGAGAAAUCAUAUGAAUGCCUGGAAUGUGGACAGAUAUUCAGUCAGAGCAGUUCCCUACGUUUACAUGAAAGAACUCACAAAGGGGAUAAACCAUAUGAAUGCAUGGAAUGCGGAAAGAGAUACAGUAAGAAUUGGUACCUUAGAGCCCAUCAAAGAAUUCAUACAGGGGAGAAACCAUAUAAAUGCCUGGAAUGUGGAAAGAGUUUCAGGUUCAGCAGUUCCCUAAGGUUGCAUAAAAGAAUUCACACUGGAGAACAACCAUAUAAAUGCAUGGACUGUGGGCGGAGCUUUAAUCACAGUGGUAGCCUGAGAAUGCAUCAAAGAAUUCAUACAGGGAAGAAAUCAUAUAAAUGCUUGGAAUGUGGAAAGAACUUCAGCCACAGCAGUAGUCGAAAUGCACAUCAGAGAACACAUAGAGGGGAGAAACCAUAUGAAUGCCUGGAAUGUGGUAAGAGCUUCAAUCAGAGCAGUUCCCUACAUUUACAUGAAAGAAUUCACACAGGGGAUAAACCAUAUGAUUGCAUGCAAUGUGGAAAGCGCUUCAGUCAGAGAGCUCACCUUAGUUCCCAUCAAAGAAUUCACAGUGCAGAAAAACCAUAUAAUUGCACGGAAUGUGGACUGAGCUUUAAACGGAAUGAUAACCUGAGGUUACAUCAAAGUAUUCACACAGGGGAGAAAUCAUAUAAAUGUUUGGAAUGUGGAAAGAACUUCAGUCACAGCAGUAACCUAAAUGUACAUCAGAGAACUCACACAGGGGAGAAACCAUAUAAUUGCAUGGAAUGUGGGAAGGGAUUCAGUCGGAAAGAUUACCUUCGUUCCCAUCAAAGAAUUCACACAGGGGAGAAGCCAUAUAAAUGCAUAGAAUGUGGGAAGAUGUUCAGUAAAAGUAGUGCCCUACGUUACCAUCAAAAAACUCACACAGGGGGUCUAGAAAUUAUAAAAUGACAAUGGCAACAUCUUAUAAAGAGAACUUAUAUAAAAUGUUUAUAGAUGCCAUUUACCAUCUGAUAGAAUGUACUAGAAUGUGCUAAAAUGUACUCUAGUCUAAUAGGUUAAGUAAAUGCUGGAAAUGUCAUAAAAAACUGGAACUUAUGAUCAUCUUUGGUGGACCUGUGAUAAAGCAAUUUUUUUAAAAAAAAUAAUAAUAAAAAACAUUUAGAUUUUAA
Pogona vitticeps (central bearded dragon) is the source of this 2438-nucleotide messenger RNA. The record is from RefSeq and is a predicted model, not a curated record. NCBI's taxonomy places the organism in Eukaryota, Metazoa, Chordata, Lepidosauria, Squamata, Agamidae.